Molecule: messenger RNA, 1314 nt
Organism: Mercurialis annua (annual mercury)
Lineage: Eukaryota; Viridiplantae; Streptophyta; Magnoliopsida; Malpighiales; Euphorbiaceae
Product: probable carboxylesterase 17
Exons: 1
Coding region: 70-1086 (338 amino acids)
Molecular function (GO): hydrolase activity
Source: RefSeq, a predicted model, not a curated record
UAACAAGCAAUCCAAAAUUAAGCUAAAUCUCAAUACCCUCCACAAUCCUAUUAUACACAGACAAAACACAUGGCCGCCCUAUCUUAUGAUCCAAGGCAUCAUCUUCAAGCAGGCAAGACCAGUCACGGAGUCAUAGUUGAAGAAAUUGAAGGUCUUAUCAAAGUUUACAAAGGCGGACGCGUCGAAAGACCUCCAAUCGUUCCUAAUGUUUCUUGUGUUCUAGCACCCGAAGAUGGUGUUACAGCAAGAGAUGUUUUCAUCGAUAAGUUCACCAACUUAUGGGCUCGUGUUUACGUUCCGAGCCAUCCCGGAAGUAGACUGCCUUUGCUAGUUUACUUCCAUGGAGGUGGUUUUUGUGCUGGUUCACCUGCUUGGAGCUGUUAUCAGAAUUUCUUAGUCAAUCUUGCUUCAAAAUCAGGUUGCAUAAUCCUGUCAGUAAAUUAUCGUUUAGCCCCUGAAAAUCGACUUCCUUCUGCUUAUGAUGAUGGAACCAACACUCUUAUGUGGAUUAAACAGCAGGCUUUACUUGGUCCCUCUGAACAUAAAUGGUGGCUAAGUAAGUGCAACUUCUCUAGCCUGUUCCUAGCAGGGGACAGUGCUGGUGCUAAUAUAGCUUACAAUGUGGCUUCUAAUGUCAAUUCGGACUCAAGUCUCAGGCCAUUUUACCUGAGGGGUAUAAUUCUGAUUCAACCUUUUUUCGGAGGCGAGGCGCGAACUUAUUCUGAGAGAAAUCUGAAUCAACCUGCCAAUUCAGCAUUAACUCUGUCAGCUUCUGAUGCAUAUUGGCGACUGUCGCUACCUAUUGGUGCUAACCGCGAUAAUCCAUACUGCAAUCCAUUGGCGAAUGGAGCGAAAAAAUUGCGCGAUUUUCAGGUUCCGUCGAUAAUGGUUUGCAUAUCAGAGAUGGAUAUAAUGAAAGAUAGGAACUUGGAAUUCUGCAGUGCGUUGAGUAGUGCAGGUAAAAAGGUGGAAAAAGUGAUCUAUAAAGGAGUUGGACAUGCAUUUCAGAUUCUGCAUAACUCUCACUUUUCUCAAAUUAGAAUUCAAGAAAUGAUGUCUCACCUCAAGGGUUUCAUCAAUCAAUAGUCAUUAAACAGAUGUUAGAUUUUCUAAGUUUUUAUUCUUUUUCCGUUCCUUCAUUUGUAUCCUGGCAUAGACCUCCGUUAGAACUUACAUAAUUUAAUCGUAGCUCAGUUGCAUCCAAUAUCGCCUGUUUAGGAAACUUUUUGUUGAUGACCUCAAUACUAGAUAUAACAGAAAUCUUGACUCUGCCUUUUGAGCAAAGAAUCUGUUAAUAUUGCAGGAAUAUUUAUA